Messenger RNA from Cydia splendana, 1683 nucleotides. Its product is annotated as transmembrane protease serine 9-like. Bases 24 to 1643 code for a protein of 539 amino acids. Gene Ontology annotation, biological process: proteolysis. The transcript has 10 exons. The record is from RefSeq and is a predicted model, not a curated record. Gene Ontology annotation, molecular function: serine-type endopeptidase activity. Lineage: Eukaryota; Metazoa; Arthropoda; Insecta; Lepidoptera; Tortricidae.
AUUCGACAUCGAGAUCGUUCAAGAUGCGUUUCGCUCUUGUUUUUGUGGCCUUUGGCCUCGCCAUGGUUGCAGCGGCACCAAAGAACAUCCAGAGGAUCGUCGGCGGGGAGUUGACGACCAUCGACAAGUACCCCUUCAUGGCUGCUAUGUUGUAUUCCUGGAACCUGUUGACGUAUCACCAGUCUUGCGGAGGAUCUGUACUCAAUUCCAGGGCUAUAUUGUCUGCUGCACAUUGCUAUGUAGGCGACACCCCUCCAAGAUGGCAAGUACGCGUCGGUUCGACCAUGGCCAACAGCGGCGGUGAGGUCCACCACCUUCGCGAGAUCUUCAACCAUCCCGACUACAUCCAAGCGACCGCUGGCUCUGACAUAGCUAUCCUUCAUACAGAGACUAUUAUAGUGUUUAGUGAUCUGGUGCAGCCUAUGGUUAUCCCUGGACGCAGCUAUGAUCUGCCUCAUAAUGAUUCAGUCGUCGCUAUUGGAUGGGGCACCGUUGCUCCCGGCGGCGUGCAAUCAGAACAGCUCCGCGAAGUUGAGGUUUGGUACGUGAGCAACGCCAUCUGUCGCUCCCGCUACGGAGAGCUCGGAGUAUACAUCACCAACGACAUGCUCUGCUCUGGCUGGCUCGACGUCGGCGGCAGAGACCAGUGCCAGGGCGAUUCUGGUGGCCCUCUGAUCCACGGAGACAACGUGAUAGUGGGAGUGUGUUCGUGGGGAAUGAGUUGUGCUUUGGCGAGGUAUCCGGGAGUCAACGCUCGGGUGUCUAUGUUUACUGAAUGGAUUCAGAAGACCAUUGCUACAAUGCUAAUUGUAGCAUUAUUGGGGUAUAAAAGACAAGUUCGGAUUGAUGACACUCCGUUGUGUUUAGACAAGAUGCGUUUUACUUUGGCUAUAGUGGCAGUUUGGCUUGCCGCCGUCACUGCGGUGCCCAGAAACCCUCAAAGGAUCGUGGGUGGCUCCGUGACCACCAUCGAGCAGUACCCGUUCGCAGCUCCAUUGCUGUACUCAUGGAACCUAGUCACCUACAGUCAGUCCUGCAGUGGCACUAUUCUCAAUACUAGGUCCAUUCUCUCGGCCGCACAUUGCUUUGUAGGUGACGCCGCAAACAGAUGGCGUAUCCGCGUGGGCUCCACCUGGGCCAACAGCGGAGGCGUCGUCCACAACGUUAAAUCCAUCCUCAUCCACCCCAGUCAUAAUACCAGAACUCUUGACAACGACGUCGCUCUGCUGCGCUCCGCGACUACCAUCUCACAGAGCUAUCAGGCUCGCCCUGGCAGUAUCGCCGGCGCGAACUACUACUUAGCUGACAAUCAAGCCGUGUGGGCAAUAGGAUGGGGAGCAACUUGCGCCAGUUGUGCCGGAUCCGACCAGCUUCGACAUGUUCAGAUCUGGGUUGUGAAUCAAAGUACUUGCAAGAGCCGCUAUCUUGAGGUGGGCGGUAACGUCACCGACAACAUGCUCUGUUCCGGCUGGCUGGACGUGGGCGGGCGCGACCAGUGCCAGGGCGACUCGGGCGGCCCCCUGGUCCACAAUAACGUGGUGGUCGGAAUAUGCUCGUGGGGUCAGGGUUGCGCGCAACCCCGGUAUCCUGGGGUCAACACUCGCGUGUCUCGUUUUACGGCAUGGAUCCAAGCUAACGCCUAAAUAAAUCACUAAUAGAAUAAAUUAAUGGAUUUGCUUACUA